Messenger RNA from Eruca vesicaria subsp. sativa (arugula), 237 nucleotides. The record is from the annotation of a GenBank genome assembly. NCBI's taxonomy places the organism in Eukaryota, Viridiplantae, Streptophyta, Magnoliopsida, Brassicales, Brassicaceae.
AUGGCUAACACUAGGGUUCUUAUCUCCGAAGUGAAGUCCGGCAGGUGUUAUUCCAGCGUUGAGGCUAGACUCCUCUGUUUUUGGGAGGUGAGAAGUGGUAGCCGUAGUGGUGAAUUAACGUUUCUCGACAUGCUAAUGAUCGAUGUUAAUGAAGAUCGUCGAAGAAUUCUGACGUGGUGGAGAUUCGGGUUCUACAAAUCUAGAAAUCUAGAAAGUUUAUCUACUCAUUUGCGUUGA